GCAUGGAAGGCUGUGGGGAGACGGUCUGGGGGAACAGGAGGCAUCCUGGCCUGACUGCCCCAGAGGCCGAAGCAGGCGGUCCCUGUCGCUGGGGCAGGGAGCUCCGCGCGGCUGUAAUUAGUCACACUGGGAGGGGCCGGGUGACCUCACGCUGGCCUGGACUCUGCGGCCAUUUAACCGGUUUCCUUUUGCCGGGGAGGCCGCGCUGCUUCUCAAGUCCGCGAGGCAUUUCUGCAGCUGAUACAGUCAACUCCAGCCUGAAAUAGAGGGCUCACAUCGCCGGAGAAGAUGCGCGCCCUGAUUCCAGAGCCCCAGCUUGGAGACCUCAUUGAGAUUUUCCGCCCUUUCUACAGACAUUGGGCCAUUUACGUUGGCGACGGAUAUGUGGUCCACCUGGCUCCCCCAAGCGAAAUUGCGGGAGCUGGCGCGGCCAGCCUCAUGUCCGCGCUGACCGACAAGGCCCUGGUGAAGAAGGAACUGCUGUACGAGGUGGCAGGGCGAGACCGGUACCAGGUCAACAACAAGCAUGAUGGCAAGUACUCACCGCUGCCUCCCAGCAAAAUCGUCCAGCGGGCGGAGGAGCUGGUGGGCCAGGAGGUGCUCUACAAGCUGACCAGCGAGAACUGCGAGCACUUUGUCAACGAGCUGCGCUACGGGGUCGCCCGCAGCGACCAGGUCAGAGAUGCCAUCACGGCAGCUGGCAUCGCAGGAGUGGGCCUGGCUGCUGUGGGCCUCAUUGGCGUCAUGCUCUCCAGAAACAAGCGACAAAAGCAAUGAGUGGAAAGGGCUGUCCUGUCAGCCGUGACUUUAUACAUUAAGGGGGUCUUGUUUUGCUAGAGGGUUUGAGGUUUGGUUUGUAGCUUUCAUUCUGUUUUAUAAUGAGGCUUAUUUUCACCGAAUAAAAUAAAGCCCAAGAAGGGAGGAUUUUACUGGGAAAACUGCAGCAAGAACUGGCUGGAGUGAAGUCUGUUGCGGGUACAGCGAGGCUCUGUUCUCGGUGAUGACAGGUUGCGCUCUGGACCUUCGGAGAUUUUUCUCUCACCUUCUCUCUGUGGGCUGCGUUCUUUCCAUGUAGCAAACAGAGUCUAACUCCGGUUAUCUCAAGUCAUGGGCAUGUCUGGUUGUGAGGAUACAGGUGGGCAGCAAGGCAGACAGACAGACCUGAGUGAUAUACAAGAACAGGAACCAUCAGACAUCCGGCACCCUUGACCUGGACCUAGACCCAGGCUGGCUUCCAGGACCCAGCGGCUGGAGUCUGUGGCUGUUCAGUGGAGUUCAGACGGAACCAAAACAUUAGGAAAUCCUGCCCAUCUUGUUCGAAAUUCCCUCCCUCUCCUCUCCACAGCUUUCCUCUUCCUUAUCGUUUCCGUCCCACAGCCAUCUCGCAUCCUCUCCAUGUGGGCUUGUCACCACCCCCAACUCUGAUCCCACACUGCUCUUGCGGUUUAUCUUCCCACGUGUGAUCAAGGCCAUAUUCGUCUGUGAGGUGCUCCCAGGGCACGCGACUGAGAGAGAAUCUGAUUGGCUCAGCUCCCGGCACUUAGCUCAGCCUACCAGCUGAUUGGCUGCCACUGGGUCAGGUGGCCCCCACUAAGCCAAUCAGCUCUGCCCACUGGGGCCAGGUCACAUGGUACAAGGUUGCCUCAGACUUUAUGGGGUAGGGAGGUGGUGUGGCUGGUGCUUGACUGGUCUCCCGGUUACUGAGCCCUCACGGGGAGGGGUUGGGGGAGAAGGCACAACCAUUUAUUGUUGGUCCUUUGGCGUCUGCUGCUGUUGCUCGCUGGGCUUGUCAGGUGUUCAGAGUGACCAUUUCUCUGAAAUGGGUUGCUCAGAAAUACUUUGCUGGGGCUAGUGGUUCUUCCCUCCACAGGACAAGUCUUCUCCUCCAUCUGGUUGCAAAUGUUUCCUUCCUUAGCUCUGGCUCUCUGGCUUUCCUAGCUGUUGGAAUUCUGGACAGGACCUACAGAUGGCUCCUUGCCAGCUCCUUCUUGCUUGGCUCACAUCUGGUCCGGGAUAGACAUAUGCCUAUUCAUGCUCUAGUGUUGAUAUAAGAAUAGUUGUCUCCCAGCGUGGUUUUCUUUCUUUUUGUCUCAGCUCUAUUGAGGUAACAUCUCAUGCUCCCCCAAACCCAAGGGACACAGGCAAAACUUAAAGGGCGGGUCCUCUUAAAGUCCCUUUUCUCAGGUGGCAUAAGGUGAUGUGGACACGUGGAGUAUAAAUCUCCAAGCUAUCUGUGGAGAAAAAAGGAAUGAAGAAAAAUAAACACAAGAAAGCAAAACAAAAACACCCAGUUCAGCUGAAAAACAAACAUUAUGUACAAAAAAAUGAGAUGUAUAGAAAUAAUCCAAUAAGAUCAAAGAACUAAUUCCAAAUAUUUUGGUUAUGAGUAUAAAUAUAAAUGGACUAAACUCACCAAGUAAAAGACAAACAUUACACUGGAUUAGAAAACUCAUCCAGGGAAGAGUGUUUGCAGCAGGUACAACUGAAAUAAAAAGACACAAAAACUGAAGUUAAAAAUAUGGAGGUGUGUCCGUCAUGGUUCAGCGGAAAUGAAUCUCACUAGCAUCCUUGAGGAUGCAGGUUUGAUCCCUGGCCUUGCUCAGUGGGUGAAAAGAGCCAGCAUUGCCAGUGAGCUGUGGUGUAGGUCGCAGAUGUGGCUCAGAUCCCGUGUGGCUGUGGCUGUGGCCGGCAGCUACAGCUCCGAUUAGACCCCUAGCCUGGGAACUUCCAUAUGCCGUGGGCGCAGCCCUAAAAAGAAAAAAAAAAAAAAGUUUAAUGUCAUCAAGGAGAAAAAUUGAGGGCAUGGGUAAACUGUCCUAAACAUGAACUCUUCCAUGGGCCAGGGAUCGAACCCGCAACCUCAUAGUUCCUAGUCAGAUUCGCUUCUGCUGUGCCACGACGGCAACUCCAGGUGGUAAAUAUAUUGAGGUAUUGGGAGAAUGAGCAGCUGCCUAAAGGCGGCGUAGAAGCUCCUUGCAUCCCUCUGCCCCUGCGCCUUGCCCUGUGCAUCACUUCCAUUCAGUUGUUCCUGCGCUGUAUCUGUUAUAAUAAACCUGUAAACAUAA
This is a messenger RNA of Phacochoerus africanus (Common warthog), 3065 nucleotides long. It is a transcript of the gene PLAAT3, whose product is annotated as phospholipase A and acyltransferase 3. The record is from RefSeq and is a predicted model, not a curated record. Gene Ontology annotation, cellular component: cytoplasm. The transcript is spliced from 5 exons. Gene Ontology annotation, molecular function: A2-type glycerophospholipase activity; glycerophospholipid phospholipase A1 activity. Bases 289 to 777 code for a protein of 162 amino acids. Gene Ontology annotation, biological process: N-acylphosphatidylethanolamine metabolic process. Lineage: Eukaryota; Metazoa; Chordata; Mammalia; Artiodactyla; Suidae.